AUGGCUUCUGCCAUUCUAGUCUCGUUCGCCUUGGCCUUCGGCUUUGUCCGCGGCCAGGCACCGCAAGGCGAUGUUGAACCCAUCUCGCAGUCUUGGGGCCAGCUUUCACCUUUCUUCUCGGUGCCAUCUGAGAUUAGCGCAGCCACGCCCCCCGGCUGCGAGAUCACCUUCGCACAGGUCCUGUCGCGGCACGGCGCUCGGGAUCCUACCGCCGGCAAGACAGUGAAAUACAAGGCGCUCGUCGACCGCAUCCACGCCAACGUCACGAGCUACGGCAAAGGUUACGAGUUUAUCAAGACCUACAAUUACACUCUUGGCGCCGACCAGCUCACAUCUUUCGGCCAGAAGGAGCUUGUCGACUCGGGCGUGGCAUUCUACAAACGCUACCAAGCGCUCGCCGCCGUGAACGACCCCUUCAUCCGAGCCUCCGGCCAGGAGCGCGUGGUCGAAUCUGGCCUAAACUGGACGCAAGGUUUCUACAGCUCCAAAAUUGCCGAUGGCCACACGGGGGGCGGCGGUGGCAUCGCGGGGGCCGUGAAAAUCAUCCCCGAGACCAAGGGUUUCAACAACACGCUGGACCACGGCCUCUGCACUGCCUUUGAGGAUGGCGCAUACUCCAAAGUCGGCGACGAGGCGCAGGCCCCGUGGCGUGACAUUUUCACACCUCCGAUCACGGCCCGGCUUAACGAGAACCUGGUUGGCGCGAACCUGACGGCGGCGGACACCAUCAACUUCAUGGAGCUGUGCCCGUUCAACACGGUGGUUGAGGGCACGCAGUCGCAGUUCUGCAACCUCUUCACGUUGGAGGAGUGGAAGAGCUACGAGUACUACGAGACGCUGGGCAAGUACUACGGCUACAACGCGGGCAACCCGCUCGGGCCGACGCAGGGUGUGGGCUUCACCAACGAGCUUAUUGCGCGCCUGACGCGGCAGCCCGUGGUGGACCACACGUCGACUAACUCGACGCUCGAUUCGGACCCGGCAACGUUCCCGCUCGACAAGAAGCUGUACGCCGACUUCAGCCACGACAACGACAUGAUGACUAUUUACGGCGCUCUGGGCUUGUACAACGAGACGAAGCCGCUGUCCAAGACGGAGCUGACGCCUGUGUCAGAGACCAAAGGGUUCACGGCGAGCUGGACGGUGCCGUUCGCGGCGCGCAUGUACGUGGAGAAGAUGAAAUGCGACGGUACGGACGAGGAGAUGGUCCGGGUGCUGGUCAACGACCGGGUGGUGCCGCUGGUCGGGUGCGGCGCCGACGACCUCGGGCGGUGCCAGCUACGCUCGUUCGUGGAGAGCAUGGGGUUCGCGAGGAGCGGAGGGCUCUGGGAUCAGUGUUUCGUGUGA
Molecule: messenger RNA, 1347 nt
Organism: Colletotrichum graminicola M1.001
Lineage: Eukaryota; Fungi; Ascomycota; Sordariomycetes; Glomerellales; Glomerellaceae
Product: histidine acid phosphatase
Exons: 2
Coding region: 1-1347 (448 amino acids)
Molecular function (GO): acid phosphatase activity
Source: RefSeq, a predicted model, not a curated record